UCGACCGACGAUCCAUCCAUCGCCGGCGACGAGGAGACGCUGACUGAACGAAGCUUACCUAGCUACUCGAUCGAUCAUCCAUCAGUCUAGAUAGAUAUGGCGGCUUUGAACUUCAAGGCGGUGGCCGCCGUGAUGGUGAUGGCGAUGGUGGUGGCGGCGCCGGGGGCGUCGGCGGCGAUAACGUGCGGGCAGGUGGGGUCGGCGAUCGCGCCGUGCAUCUCUUACGUGACGGGGAGGGGUGGCCUCACCCAGGGAUGCUGCAACGGCGUCAAGGGGCUGAACAACGCCGCCCGCACCACCGCUGACCGCCAGGCCGCCUGCCGGUGCCUCAAGACCCUCGCCGGCACCAUCAAGUCUCUCAACCUCGGCGCCGCCGCCGGCAUCCCCGGCAAGUGCGGCGUCAACGUCGGCUUCCCCAUCAGCCUCUCCACUGACUGCAGCAAGGUCAGCUAGAUCGAUUAAUCCUGCGUAGACCGACCGAUCGAUAUAUCGAUCGAUGCUGGCUCGCAGUUGAUCAACUAGCCAAAAUAAUAGCUACAGUAAAAAUAACAGCUGGGGCAUAUCAUUCAGCGCUGGUCAUCUCUCUCUGUAUCUCUGUAUACUUUAUGUUGCACGCUCCGUGCGUGCAUCAGCAUGCUAUCUUAAUUUUCUUGAGUCUGUACACUGCUCUGUGUACGUGUAAUCCUACGUUGAUGAAUUGCAUCUUGUCCAGACUUGGACCUAGCUAGCUACGUACUCCAGCUUCUUGUUGCUGAGGCAAUCUGUAGUAAUUUCCUUGUUACAUUAUUCCCCUGUCCCCUCUACUCCCUCCGUCCCAUAAAAAAUAAACCUAAUAUACUAAAUAUGACACAUA
Molecule: messenger RNA, 853 nt
Organism: Oryza sativa Japonica Group (Japanese rice)
Lineage: Eukaryota; Viridiplantae; Streptophyta; Magnoliopsida; Poales; Poaceae
Product: non-specific lipid-transfer protein 1
Biological process (GO): lipid transport
Cellular component (GO): membrane
Molecular function (GO): lipid binding
Source: RefSeq, a predicted model, not a curated record